CAGCCGCAGGUCUCAUGCUCAUGAUCAGACGAGAUGUGCGACGCUGGGGAGCAUGAUAGCCGUUGCCUGGUUGUCGAAUGAUCUUCUCUGUUGGGAUGUAGGCGUUUGAGUGUUUUCACCAUGGGACAGCGUCUGAGUGAGGAAAGUGAUCCAGAUAAGGAGAUCGAUGUUGCAGAGUUGCAGGAGUGGUACAAGAAGUUUGUGGUGGAAUGUCCAAGCGGAACUCUUUUCAUGCACGAAUUCAAGAGUUUUUUUGGCGUCACCGAGAACAAGGAGGCUGCAGACUAUAUUGAAAACAUGUUUCGGGCUUUUGACAAGAACGGGGACAACACCAUUGAUUUUUUGGAGUAUGUCGCCGCUCUAAACCUUGUGCUGAGAGGAAAACUGGAGCACAAGCUUAAAUGGACCUUCAAAAUGUACGACAAGGACGGAAGUGGAUGUAUUGAUAAGACAGAGCUUCUGGAGAUCGUGGAGUCUAUUUAUCGACUGAAAAAGGCCUGCCAUGGAGAGCUGGACGAGGAGUGCAAUCUCUUGACCCCAGACCAAGUGGUGGACCGGAUCUUUGAGCUGGUUGAUGAAAAUGGAGAUGGGGAGUUGUCCUUGGACGAGUUCAUUGAUGGAGCCCGGCGUGACAAAUGGGUAAUGAAGAUGCUGCAGAUGGAUGUCAACCCAGGGGACUGGAUGACGGAGCGCAGAAACAGCACUAACUUCUAGGGAUGGACAUCAAUAAAUCGAUCUCCACAAACCUC
Messenger RNA from Synchiropus splendidus (mandarinfish), 749 nucleotides. It is a transcript of the gene guca1b, whose product is annotated as guanylate cyclase activator 1B. The transcript is spliced from 4 exons. Gene Ontology annotation, molecular function: calcium sensitive guanylate cyclase activator activity; calcium ion binding. The coding region runs from base 121 to 714 and encodes 197 amino acids. NCBI's taxonomy places the organism in Eukaryota, Metazoa, Chordata, Actinopteri, Syngnathiformes, Callionymidae. Gene Ontology annotation, biological process: visual perception. Gene Ontology annotation, cellular component: photoreceptor inner segment; cone photoreceptor outer segment. The record is from RefSeq and is a predicted model, not a curated record.